Molecule: messenger RNA, 525 nt
Organism: Drosophila albomicans
Lineage: Eukaryota; Metazoa; Arthropoda; Insecta; Diptera; Drosophilidae
Exons: 3
Coding region: 1-525 (174 amino acids)
Source: RefSeq, a predicted model, not a curated record
AUGAUCUACGAUCUGUUUAGAUCAAAGUCAAACAUUAAUCACACAUGUCCUUACGUGGAUGCUAUAAGUGUUAAAUUUUCAAACCUGGAAUGUGAGUCCAAAAAUCAAUCAUGGAUUAUUGUACACACUUGUCGACUGAAAGCAAUCAAUAGGAAACGAGUUGAUGUUAACUUUAAUUCGACUAUUCUUCAUCCAGUGAACAUCUUGCAUGUCCAUUGUCAGGUGCUAAAAAAGGCAAAUGGUUAUAAGCCGUGGCUAAUAGAUUACACAGUUGAUGGAUGCGCAUUUUUACGAAAAAAUAACCAUCCAUUUGUAAAGAUAGUCUACGAUCUUUUUAAAUCAAAGUCAAACAUUAAUCACACAUGUCCUUACGGCCCAAUUAUAGUGAAAGACUUAUAUCUUACACCGAAUUCCAUACCACUUCCUUUUCCAACUGGUGAUUAUUGCCUUCUUUUAGAAUGGAAAUUUGAUAGAAGGAUACAAAUUAUUACGAAAUAUUGUAUGGAAUAUAUCGAGGAUAACUAA